GCCCGGUUCGGAGUUCCGCUGCAGCUUCUGACCUCCUUCCCUCCCAAAUCGGACCAUGGCGAUUUGGACCGACAGCGUGGCACACCUCGAACCGGAGGACGAGUGGCCCUUGCACGCCGUGCCCCUCUUCGUCUUCGGAGGCGUGGACCGGCCGAGGCCCGGCUACCGAGAGGAGGUGAAGUUCACCCUGCGACACGACAAGUACGUGAGCUUCGCCUUUCGCCUGCGCUGCGGCACGGGGGACCGCUACAUGGGUGGAACGGUGGGGCUGCUCCACAACCAGGAGCGCAUGGAGGCCACGGUGGGCGAUGAAGGACAACUGGCCACCAUCCUGGACUUAGUGGUGCAGCCCGACAACUCCGUCAUCGUCACGGCGUUGGGCGACAUGGCCUUCACCGUGGCGCGCACCUGGACGCCCCGCGGCAUGCGGGGCCUGCAGCUGGCCUUCGUGGACGUGCAUCGGUCUCAGGUGCCAGCGCUGCAGCCCUUGCUGACCACCUGCCAGGGGGAGCCGGGCUUGGGGCUGUUUGGGCAGCUGGUGGCCAGCUCCACGGGAUUCCAGGAAGUGGCGCAGGCGAUGGAUGGAGGCGAUGGGCCCUUUACGGUCUUCGUGCCGCAGGAUGCUGAGUUGGUGGAGGCUUUGGGGAAGGAAUCGAUCGAAGAGAUGCUGCAGAUCCCCUAUUUGCAGGACCUUCUCGCAUGCCACAUCAUCCGGGGCCGCAUUCCCUUCGAGGCCCUGUACAGUGGUCGCACGCUGAAGGCCAUCGAUGGAACAGUCUUGAUGGUGACCUUCUUGCAAUGGCCGCGCGGGGGGCCCUGCAUCAAUGAGAUUCCGGGAGGAGACAUGGACAUUGCUUGCUCCAACGGCGUCAUUCACAGCAUCAAGGGAGUGCUGAAGCCGGCGCCUCGGAGCAACCAGCGCAGAUGACUCGUGACGUAGUAGUGAGGAGGGCACGCUCUUCCGGCCAAGAUGACCGGAGGCGAUGUCGGUUUCACAUUUUAAGCGAUGCAAGGAUUUCUGGAACAGAGAGAGGGGGUAAUCUCUGAAUGUUUGCCAUGCAUGCUUUCGUGGUGUGUUACUAGUUGGACCUGAAUACGUUUAUCGCUUGUGCAUGGUAGUGCUUGUUUCACCAGGCUUCACGUUCCAAAGUGGAAUUGAUACUGGAAAUCGCAGAGCA
Durusdinium trenchii is the source of this 1178-nucleotide messenger RNA. The record is from the annotation of a GenBank genome assembly. NCBI's taxonomy places the organism in Eukaryota, Dinophyceae, Suessiales, Symbiodiniaceae.